AACACUGAAUUUACUGCAUCAAAUCUGUUUAACAGACAACUUUGUUGUCUGUCCUUCCUCUAAAUUAGGGGUCCUCAAACUUUUUACACAGGGGGCUGGCGCGCGGAUGAAGUGCCAGGCAGCCAUCUGCGGCUGCUUGGUUCCCCCCCAACCCCCGGGGGGGCGGGGGGGUCUGUAAAUACCAGGGGCUGAAUUGAGGACCAUGGGGGGCCGUAUCCAGCCCACGGGCCAUAGUUUGAGGACCCCUGCUUUAAAUCAACUAUAAUGCCCUUCCAGAAUCAGUAGAAGGAUAGCAAAUACAUUUAACUAAAAUAAGCCAGUGUUAAAUUGUCUUGUUUAAUGUUAGCAGGAAGCUGAUGGGAAUAUCCUUAAAUCAAAACUGAUACGAAACAGAAAUGUGUCCAAAACUUCAGCUGUAUGUAGUGUCACCUGGAGUAGAUUUCAAACUCUUUAAUCUCCUGGUGAUCAGUCCUAUCUAGAGCAAUGCAGAUAAGUUGUAUUAAGAUGGUAACAACUUAGAUCGUUUCAUAUAUCCACAAUUAUUUUCUUUUAAAAGUAGUUGUGAGUUCAAAGUUAGGUCCAGUUAUCUAAAAAUCAUAAGCAGGAUUUUUUGCUUUGCUCACUUAUGUUAACGCUGGGUAAAAGAACAGAAGUUGAUUUGGAAACCUCUAAGCUGAAGGGUGGUUUCCAAUAAUAUUUUUUUUUGGUUUUGUGAAGUCUUCAGUAUUUUGUUUUCUCCCACAGUACUCCUAGACAGCAGAACCAGCCUCAAAAGUACUACGGAAUUACACCUCCGACUAGCUUUGCUCUUCCUAAGGAUAUAGACCGCAUUCAUACUCAAAAGCUAGUUGAAACAAUGAAACAUUUUGGGGUAUUUGAAGAUGAGGAAGAACUGAAUCACAGGAGGGUUGUUCUUGGGAAACUGAGUAACUUGGUCAAAGAAUGGAUUUCAGAACUUGGUGAGAGAAAGAAUCUUCCCCCUUCAGCAGGAGCAGCAAAUGCUAGUGGCAAAAUAGCUACAUUUGGUUCCUACAGACUUGGAGUACACACUAAAGGUGCUGACAUAGAUGCUGUCUGUAUUGCUCCUAGACAUGUGGAAAGAUCGGAUUUUUUUCAGUCAUUCUUGGAAAAACUGAAACGUCAGGAGAAAAUAAAAUGUCUAAGAGCAGUUGAAGACGCCUAUGUACCUGUUGUCAAAUUCGAGUUUGAUGGUAUUGAGAUUGACCUUGUGUUUGCGAGACUGUUAGUGCAGACUGUUUCUGACAAUCUUGAUCUCAGAGAUGACUCGCAUCUGAGAAACCUGGAUAUAAGAUGUAUACGGAGCUUAAAUGGUUGCAGGGUUACUGAUGAAAUACUAAAUCUAGUGCCAAAUAAAGAUAACUUCCGGCUCACACUCCGUGCAAUCAAACUGUGGGCCAAACAGCGCGGCAUUUACUCCAACGUUCUGGGAUUUCUUGGUGGAGUUUCCUGGGCAAUGCUAGUAGCAAGAACAUGUCAACUCUACCCGAAUGCUUUGCCUUCUACACUUCUUAACAAGUUCUUCUUGGUUUUUUCAAAAUGGGAAUGGCCAAAUCCUGUAAUGCUGAAACAACCUGAAGAGAGCAACCUUAAUUUACCAGUAUGGGACCCUAGGGUGAACCCCUUGGACCGUCAUCACGUAAUGCCUAUCAUCACACCUGCCUACCCACAACAGAACUCUACAUACAAUGUGUCUGUGUCAACACGAGCGGUAAUGAUAGAGGAGCUCAAACAUGGUCUUGCAGUUACAAAUGAGAUUCUCCAAGGAAAAGCGGACUGGUCAAAGCUCUUUGAACCACUAAACUUCUUUCAGAAAUACAAACAUUAUAUUGUGCUAACUGCUAGUGCCUUUACGGAAGAGCAUAGCUUGAAGUGGGCUGGCCUUGUCGAAUCUAAAAUUCGUCUGCUGGUUGGAAGCUUGGAGAGGAAUGAAUUUAUAACCAUUGCACAUGUAAAGCCACAGUCUUUCCCUGGCAAGCAAGAACCCUAUAAACAGAACAGAUACGUGUCAAUGUGGUUCAUUGGAAUCGUAUUUAAGAAAGCGGACAAUUCAGAAGUUGUUAAUAUUGAUUUAACUUAUGUCAUACAGUCAUUCACAAAUACAGUUUACAGGCACGCUAGCAACCUCAAUGUGCUGAAGGAAGAUAUGAAGAUUGAGGCAACUUAUGUGAAGAAAAAGCAUCUCCACUAUUUUCUGCCUGAAGAGGCCUUACAGAAAAAAAAGAAGCAAAGUAUGACAAUUUACAAUCAAAAUAUGUAUGGGCUUCAGUACAAAACGAAUCCUUCAGAUGGAAGCUAUUUGGACAGUUCCAGAAACAUGGACUCCAGGACACCAAAAUACUCCUCUUCAUUCAAUAAAAUAUCUACAUGGGACACCUCUCCAGCAGAGAUACAAAGAAAUUCUACGUAUCUGAGAUGUAACGGUACUGGUGAUCAAGAGAAGAUGCCUUGUGUAUUUAUGCCAUCAGUGCCUAAGGGACCCUCCACUCCUGUUGUUGAUUCACAAAUGGAGGCUACAGUUGCAGUGAGAGCAUCAGGACCUCCAGCCGGUUUCACCACUCCAGGACCUAACAAAACUUCUCAACUUGGAGCAUGUUUUGUCAAAGGACAGCAUGAAUUCAGCAGGACUCCAAUUGCGGAGCCUAAUAAUGCUGUGCCUAAAUGGCCUUAUUCACAGAACUCUAAGGGAUAUUAUUCACCUAUAUCACAAGAAUACCCAAAAAAAGCAAUAAGUGGAGACAAGUUAACCAGACGGGACUCUGUGUUCAAAGAUGCUGGCAAACCACAAGAUGUCAGAAGAUCUAUGGAAAAUGGUGGCCUUGGAGGAAAAGCCACGCAGGUUCCAUUUGUCAACGGCACAAGAUCACAGGUAUUAUUUAUUGUCCGUUUGUGUUCAUAGGUAAAACAAAACUAGAAUUUUCAUUUCAUGUAUAUAGAUGUGUAUACUACUAAUGUGUAAACUUGGUGGUUUGAAGUAGUUGGUAAGUUUCUGCCUGUCAUGCCUUCACCAAACUGAAUAGGUGAAAAAUGACCUUCCAGGUUUACUCACAGAAGUGAAGCCAAAGUUUCCAAGUUAUUAGACUUGAAAACCCAUGUACUCAAACACCGACACAGUUUGUCUCCUGAUUCAGCUUUUUUUCUGAAGCAAAAAAUCUGUACUCCUUGCAGAUCUUUCAUGAGGCAAUCUGAGCACUUAAAUACUUGUAUGCUGA
Falco peregrinus (peregrine falcon) is the source of this 3230-nucleotide messenger RNA. RefSeq names its product poly(A) polymerase gamma (gene PAPOLG). The record is from RefSeq and is a predicted model, not a curated record. Lineage: Eukaryota; Metazoa; Chordata; Aves; Falconiformes; Falconidae. The transcript has 20 exons. Bases 857 to 2917 code for a protein of 686 amino acids. Gene Ontology annotation, molecular function: poly(A) RNA polymerase activity; RNA binding. Gene Ontology annotation, cellular component: nucleus.